Molecule: messenger RNA, 873 nt
Organism: Brienomyrus brachyistius
Lineage: Eukaryota; Metazoa; Chordata; Actinopteri; Osteoglossiformes; Mormyridae
Exons: 4
Coding region: 1-873 (290 amino acids)
Source: RefSeq, a predicted model, not a curated record
AUGUCCGCCAAUCGGGAAAAGGGGCGGGAGCAAGAGACUGGCGGGAACGAGAGACUCUGGCGGGAAAAAAGGAAGACUGGCGGGGAAGGAGAAGCGGACAAGACUGCUCGUCUUGUGAGCGACUGUUUCAAGCCGUGGAGCGGUGAGAAAUGCCAGCGUACCCGGUCAAGAGAGAGAAGCCGGCUGGAACGGGAGUCGCAGGACUGCUCGUCUUGCGAGGGGCUCGCCACAAGCUGCGGACAGCGGAGAAUCACCAGCACAGCGCUUCGGAGAGGGAGAGUAAAUUCGCCCUACGGGAGGGAAAGACCGUGGGAUGAAGGAAAGAUAUUUGGAGCACGCCUGGAAUUGGGUGGACUGUUUGCGAGUGGAGUGCCAGACCUAAGGUUGAAGGAUUUAGCCUGCUGUCAAGUCCUCCUGGAACGUUACAUCCCCAGUCCUGAGGGUCUGUGCGGAGUGCGUGAAGCCGUGUGCACCCUGAGCCAGCAGAAGCUGCAUGCCAUUGAGGACAGCAUGUACGACAACAUUGACUUCUUCAAGCUCUUCCACUUGCUUCCCAGGGUGCUUGACCGCCACACUGCUGGCCCCGAUCUGCGAUUGUGGGGCAAAGUGCUCUUGGGCACCUCCAAGAAGUUGCACCAGGAUAUCAUCUUGAAGCCCAUGAUAUCGGAUUUUAUUGAUAUGAAUGUAGAAAGUAUGGGGUUUUCCUCGAGACGCAUGCUUAACGUCCUGUUUACUGGACCACCUGCUGAUCAUUCGUAUGAUAUGCCGAAUUUUGACUGUCUUACUGAUCAAGCCAUCCUGCUACUCAAGGAGUACGGAGAGGUCAUUCCUUGUUAUAAGCAUCAAGAAAUUAAAUCUGCCAAAUGUUAUUAA